Messenger RNA from Vanessa atalanta (red admiral), 4009 nucleotides. It is a transcript of the gene Tti1, whose product is annotated as TELO2-interacting protein 1 homolog. Gene Ontology annotation, cellular component: cytoplasm. The coding region runs from base 129 to 3425 and encodes 1098 amino acids. The record is from RefSeq and is a predicted model, not a curated record. Gene Ontology annotation, biological process: chromatin remodeling. The transcript is spliced from 16 exons. Lineage: Eukaryota; Metazoa; Arthropoda; Insecta; Lepidoptera; Nymphalidae.
UAGACAUGAACAAGUAUUUCUCAAAAUGGUUAUUGUUUUGCUGAUUUAAAUCUAAGUAUCUAAAAAAUGAAUUAAAACAUUUCCAUAGUGCGUUACACGUUAAACUCACUGUUAACCUAAACGGCAAGAUGAACGGCCACAUGAAAGAGGCUUUCAGCCGAAUGAAACCACUAUGUGAUUUAAUUAUGGUGAAUCCUUCACCAGAACAUGUAUCAACAUUUGCGGCAAUGGUUUGCGAAUUGAAAAAGGAUUUAUUGCAGGAACUACAACAGUAUAUGUUGUUCCCUUUCAUAACUCACAUACAGUCUAAAGAGAUUGUAGGAAAAUAUGAAUUACAAAGACUUUUAAUAGAUGGAAUGAAGGUUGUGCUACAAAGAGUUCGAAUAUUUAGUUUUGAAAUGUGUAUGAAAAUUGAAAUGGGACUGCUUGGUCUUGUAUUUGAAAAACCCAAGCCAGGAAUGAUUGCUGAUGUACCAGAGGAAUUGAAACUCAGUGUAAUUCAGUGCUUAACAAUAUUAAUGUUAAACGUAGAUCACCCUACAAGGGUCAAAUUGGUACAAACACAGGUGCCUAUGCUUGCCCAGGCCAUUUUUGUAUCUGUUCACUUGGCUAAACUAGAAAAACUUCGAGUUUUAAGGUUGGCUGCCAUAAACUGUCUUUGUGCACACACAGCUUCACAUCCGCAACUCACAGAUAAAGAUUGUCAUAUAACGGAUCCGGUGCUAGAAACAGCUGUUGUGAAUAUGAUGUCUUGCAUCUUGCCUGGAGUGAUGGCGGCUUUGCAGGAUGUGGCCACUUGUACCGAUAACCCGGGUCACGCUAUUGUUGUGGCGGCCCUAAACGCUACACAUCGUGUGCUCUGUCUCACAAUGCACAACAAACACUUGCCCAAGAAGGACGUCAUAACGGCCGACGACUUUGUCAGUAUGUUGUCAGAUAGGGCCAUGACAGACAAAGAUGUAAGCAGUAAGGGAUUGGCACCUAAAGAUAUACCAAAGCGUACACCAGAGUGGUACGCCAUGGCAGGUGAUAAGUUGACCAUGGUGGUCAAAAGUCUGGUGCCGCUCGUCACUCACGAGCACUACAAAGUCAGGAAAGAACUCGCAGUUCUCUGCUACAGGAUCGUUUCUGAGUGUAGCUCAACUAUGCAGCUCUCCUUAACAAUGGCGCUCGACGUUUUAAUAUCCUUGUCAAACGACCCGUACAAGGAAGUAUCGGAGUACGCAUCUAAUGCCAUAAACUCCUUCUUCAGCUCCCAAUCUGAAACGAGCAAGAUGGAGGCAAUCGAUAGUAUGUGCGAGAACUUUUUCACGACGCUCAACUGUUUGCCGAGAAUAUUGAAUAAUAUAGACUCGAACAGGAAGCUAUCUGCACUGUACCUGCUGCAAGGCUACCUUCGCGUACUGUGCGGUGGACGACCGCAGCGACUGACGGGUGCGCUCUGCGCCAGCGACGGGUACGACCGGCUGUGUGACGCGCUGCUGUGUGCUGCCUCGCACCACUCGCGACACGACCUGCUCGUGCGACACUCCACGCGCGACGUAUCCUCUCCUGCUCCCUUGGACGGUCCGUGGCGCCGCUUGCGACAUCUGGACACACGGGAGUGUGAAUUGAAGCUUCAGGAGGUUUGCCAGAAGUUAGGCGAGGCAGAAUGCGCCGAGCUAUUCCUCGACAGACUUUUGGAACUUUUCCACGAGAGACGAACCUGCGAACUCGUCUACGUCAUCAAUUUCGUCGGUUCAGCUCCAAACUCGUCGCCCAACUUGGCGAAACGCAUCAUAGCGGCGUACACGGAGGAGGACGUGUGGUACCAGCCGCUGGAGGUGGGCAGCGCAGACGCGCCGCUGGAGCCCGCAGACACGCUCGACGCCGACGUGUACAACCCGCGCGCCUGGACCAAGGACAGCGUGCCGGGUCUCUACGAAGGAGCAACAGAAAUUCGCUACACAGAUAUAAGCCUUUCUCAGCCGAGAAUCAAGCACGUGGAGCCUAACACGUGUGCUUCUCUCGCGGAGGCGCAGCGGAAUAUGGCCUUCUGCUGUCUCGUCACUGAGGGCCUGGGACUCAUGGCAAGGCGACUCAAACGGGACUAUCAACCAUACUUGCUGAAGACAUUAUGUCUGAUAUUGGAACGAGUCGGCAGUCAAUAUCAAUAUCUACAUGAAGCUGGCUUAAUGGCCAUCAACAGUGUCGCUUUCGCUUUCGACCACGAAAAGGUGGCGGACCUGAUUGCUGAAAAUGCGGAUUAUUUCACGAGUCAAAUCACAUCUCGGCUCAAAAGGGCCUGGAAUACUGAGUCAGCGCUGCAAAUACUGUCGGUCGUGAUGGAGUACAGCGACGAAAGUAUACUGGAUUGUCUGUAUGGAAUAGUUGAGGAUGUUCUGGUUCAGAGCUGCGACAAAUACUACGAAAAUUAUCUAUCUUCAUAUUUACAAGUUUUCGAAACUUUCAUAAAAUGCAUUAGAAAUUGGUUUCCCGACGAGACGAAACCUCAAACGGUUCAAGGAGUCGAUUUGGAAAUCGAUGUCAUAAAGGAAACCAUAGAUUUCGCAAACAAUACCGAGGAAGUGGAGAGAUUGAUGAACACGGAGGAGUUCGAGGCGCAGUCCGGUCGGAGCGUCGAGGAGAUGUACAAGGAAGACCUAAAGAGAAGGGAAGAGGACAUUUUGGACUAUGACGAUACCGUCGAAUACGGCAGCGAAGUCGACCCGCAGCACAUCCAGGUGACGGUGACGAUCCUGAAGCGCUGCGUGCACUUCGUGCCGUCGCAGCGCGACACGGCGCUGCAGGCGCUGCGCGUGCUGGCGGGCGGGCUGCCGGCGCUGCGCGCGCGGCCGCACGCGCUGCUGCCGCUGGCGCACGCGCUGUGGCCCGCGCUGGCGGCGCGCGUGCGCGGCGGCGCGCCGGCCGAGCUGCGCGCCGCGCUGCACGUGCUGCUGGCGCUGUCCGCGCUCGCCCGCGACUUCCUGCGCGCGCGCGCCGUGCGCGACGUGCUGCCGCACCUCUACCGGUAUCUGCGCCGGACGGCCAACGACAGCCAUCUCAAGGACACCGGCUCCGCCUACCGCCUGUCGCAGGCGUACUACUUGCAAGUGGCGAUCCUGACCUCGAUGUCGAACUUCGUGAUCGACCUGAUGCUGGACGGAGAGAAUCUCGACGACGCCAUGUCCUGCGCUCAAAUAUAUCUGUCGAAGAAUCAACCGAAGCCCUUGCAGAUGCUGGCUGUGAAAUUUUUCAAAGACAUUCUGAACUACAACUACGGCGCCGCCUGGAACCAUCUGCGCAAGCUCUGCGCGAACGACUGCGUCCUUCAACCGCCCCAUACCAAGUACAUCCGACUAGAGCCCGUCGUAGGAACGCCAUAUGAGACGAUCAACACUAACUACGACACCAAUGUUAAACUAAUAUUCUAUGUGCAUAAAUAAUUUAAAUAUCAUAAACUGUAGUUUGUUAUUGAUGAUAAGUGUCAUGGUAUUAAUUUAUAUGCGAUAUUAUUGAGCGAUUGAUGUGCUUCUAAACACUUUCCAUUCAAUGGUCGUCGCAUCUUGGCUGUUAUUAUGUAGAUUUCUGUUUUAUAUUCUAAUCUUUUUUUUACGAAUAUUAAGGACGAUCUCAUUAAAAAAUUACAUUCUAUCGAAGUACAUGCCAAAACGCAUAAUAAAUGUUUGAAACAUUGCGCAAAUGUAGAAUAGUGUUAGAUUAUUGUAAUUUCGAAUAAAAUUUAAGCUAAAUUUAAAUGAUAUCAUCGCUAUUAUUAUGAUCUACUAAAUGUGUAAGCGAUGGUUAGGUUCAUGUAAUGUGAAAUAAUAUUAAAAGUAUAUUGAUAUUGUGUGAGGCGAGGUGUUGAUAUCAAUUUCGUUUAAGGAUUACUCACGGUCUAUAAAAAGCCUAAAACCAGAUUCUAUUAAAAUAGUCAUCAUCCUAGUAUUUAUUAUAUAUGUAUAUAUUAUGAUAAGAUAUAUAUUUUUGAGAGGUGUGUAAAUAAAAGACGAUAUUGGCAGUAUGUAUU